CAUCCAAUUCUCCAUUAUCUCUAGAUUUUUAGACCAAACCAUGGAUCUUAUUCACAAGUUCCUCAACCUCGUAGCUCCUUCAUUCACCUUCUUUUCAUUUGUCUUUUUAUUACCACCCAUUUAUUUCUUCAACUUCUUCCUUUCCAUCUUACGCUCCGUUUUCAGUGAGAAUCUUGCUGGGAAAGUCGUCGUCAUCACAGGCGCUUCUUCCGGUAUAGGAGAGCAUUUGGCAUACGAAUAUGGUAGAAGAGGAGCAAGGUUAGCUCUGACAGCAAGAAGAGAGAAAUCACUGCAAGAAAUUGCUGAUAGAGCUCGUGAUUUGGGAUCUCCCGAUGUUAUUGUAAUUCGUGCUGAUGUUUCUAAAGUUGAUGACUGUAGACGACUUGUUGAGGAAACCGUGAAUCAUUUCGGAAGAUUGGACCAUCUGGUAAAUAAUGCUGGAAUCAAUACAGUCUGCAUGUUUGAAGAUGCACCUCCAGACAUGUCUCUUUUCAGAGCUAUAAUGGACACAAAUUUCUGGGGUUCGGUUUAUACAACCCGAUUUGCAGUUCCACACCUUAAAACCAGCAAAGGCAAGAUCGUUGUCAUGUCUUCAGCAGCUUCAUGGAUGAAUGAUCCAAGAACAAGCGUCUACAAUGCAAGCAAAGCAGCAUUGACAGCCUUUUUCGAUACAUUAAGGAUUGAACUUGGAUCCGAGGUUAAGAUAACAAUUGUAACACCUGGUUUUAUCGAGUCUGAAAUCACCCAAGGCAAAUUCCUUCAAAGAGAUGGUAACAUGGAAGUUCAGCAAGACAUGAGAGAUGUACAAGUGAGUUCUAUACCAGUAGGGUCAGCCAGUGGGUGCGCCCAGGCAAUAGUGAACAGUGCAAGCAAAGGAGAUCGGUACUUGACUCAGCCAUCAUGGUUCAGGGUGACUUACCUAUGGAAGCUGUUUUUCCCGGAACUGGUGGAAUGGAGUUACAGAUUAUCCCAUUUCUCGAGGCCAGGAGCCCCACACCAGCAAGCACCAAGCAAGAAGAUAUUGGAUUUCACUGGUCUCAAGAAUGUUGUUUAUCCAUCAUCCAUCCAAUCACCCGAGAUUAAGACUGACUAAUUAAUCUGCACCAACCCCAAUCUGUUUCAGUACUCUAGUCAUAUGUUUGAAAGUUCUAUCCAUGUAUGUAUGUCAAUAUUGGAAAAGCUCUAAUGAUAAACUAGUGUUUGUGUUGUAAUAA
Messenger RNA from Gossypium raimondii (Peruvian cotton), 1214 nucleotides. RefSeq names its product 11-beta-hydroxysteroid dehydrogenase A. The record is from RefSeq and is a predicted model, not a curated record. Lineage: Eukaryota; Viridiplantae; Streptophyta; Magnoliopsida; Malvales; Malvaceae. The coding region runs from base 41 to 1093 and encodes 350 amino acids. The transcript is spliced from 6 exons. Gene Ontology annotation, molecular function: oxidoreductase activity.